AUGCGUGGUCCAAAGGUCUACGAUAACUGGAUCGGUAACAUGUGGAACAAUUACAAGCUCCGCUGCCCUGAUGGAACAGUGUGGCAGGUUGGUAAGAAGAUCAGUGAGAAAUCUCUCUAUACUACUGAUCUCAGUGGUGGAAAAUGCCCAGCAGAAGCAGAAGCUCAAGCUGUCUAUCACUGCAUCCAAGUUGUUCAGGGUGCAGUUACUCAGCAGAGAGCUAUCAUGAAAGUUCGAAUGCAGUAUGUAGUAAUACAUGUGGACAAUUUAGUUUACACAACCAAUAUUUGGGAUAGGGUCCCUCCCAUCAAUAUGUCCAAUCUCAGUCUUCAGGCUAGGGCAGAAAUAGCUCAGAAACAACCAGCAUUCUGGACACAGUUUGAGGUGCAUGCUCUAAGACAUUUCAAUGCAAAAAAAUGCACCACAGUACCUAAGCUGUUGAACCUGGUUGCAACAUUACAAAAUCAUUCAUAUACACCUGUACCAAAUGGCUACUUGAUAUUUUUGGUCAUGGAGGAGCUUCCUGGCGUGCCUUUGACUGGUUUCUGGAAGUAUGGCCGUCUCAAACGAGACAAGAUCCGAGCUUCAUUCCUAAGAAGUCUUGAGUAG
Ophidiomyces ophidiicola is the source of this 609-nucleotide messenger RNA. RefSeq lists its product as uncharacterized. The coding region runs from base 1 to 609 and encodes 202 amino acids. The record is from RefSeq and is a predicted model, not a curated record. The transcript has a single exon. Lineage: Eukaryota; Fungi; Ascomycota; Eurotiomycetes; Onygenales; Onygenaceae.